Molecule: messenger RNA, 1466 nt
Organism: Thrips palmi
Lineage: Eukaryota; Metazoa; Arthropoda; Insecta; Thysanoptera; Thripidae
Product: methyltransferase-like protein 25
Exons: 5
Coding region: 38-1390 (450 amino acids)
Source: RefSeq, a predicted model, not a curated record
GGCUUCCAAACUGUCCUUUUAAAGUGGAAGCCCUAAAAUGGGUGCUAAGGUAGAUACUGUUCGUGAGAAGUUAAAAGAAGUAUAUAUGUUUUUAGAACCUUUUAAAAUUCUGGCGAAUGCUCACAUGACUAGUUUCAUUACUGGGAAUAGUUGGGAAAUUCUACCAGAAGAUUUACGAAAUGAAGCGUCUUCACUUUCCAUUCCCGAAAUGUAUGAAAUUUUUUGGAACUGGGGAAGUGAUCCAGGGAACUUUCAGCAAACCAGUGCUAUCGGCAAAUUCUUAAAUGCGUGCUGGCAUUUUUCUCUGGCCUCACAGAAUUUCAAAGAACUCAUGCUAUCUUACAAAAGUUGCCAGACCACCUCCAAUAAAUCAGCUAAAUGUAUGUCACUCAAAAAAAGCCAUGAAGUAGUAACCUUAAAAGAAAUUGUGGCCUAUUUGUGUGAUGAUUCCCAGUCGAACUGUGUGGUGGAUGUAGGUGGAGGCAAAGGAUAUCUUGGAGCAUCAUUAGUGCUCGAAAGCAAAAUGAAAGUCUUGAGCAUCGAUUCAAAACCACUUAACACUGAAGGAGCCAUGCACAUCUUUGAAAAACUUGAAAAACAUGAGCGUGUCCAGGCUGAUUCAAGUGCCUUUUAUAAGCAAGUCACAGCAUUUGUGACACCAGAAACAGAUAUCAUUGCAAUUGCUAAAGAUAAUUUUGGGCCAACCUCAGAGUACAGAAUUUGUCUGACAGGUUUGCAUGUUUGUGGAAACCUUGCCUCAACAUGCAUCAAGCUGUUCUCCAAGGCUCAAGAUAUUGCGUCAAUCUGUAGCAUUGGCUGUUGUUACAAUUUACUGACAGAGAGGUUUGAAACAGAGUCUGACGUAACAGUUGACAAAUAUAAUUGUGGUUUUCCUUUGAGUGAUUUCUUGAACAAGAAAAGCUAUUGCUUAGGACGUAAUGCUAGAAUGAUAGCGUGCCAACCUAUUGAUAGGAUUUGUCUGGAGAAAAGGGAAAUGAAGCCAAGUAUAUUUUGGCGUGCUGCUAUUCAGACGCAUUUUCAAGAGUUGCUUGGGCCUGGAUGUGAUGUUUCAGUGGGUCGCCGGUGUUCCAAAGCUACAAGUUUUUCUGAUUACUGUCUCAAAGUGGAACAAUCACUGAAGAUAGAUUUAGAGCUUACAGAAGAUAAGAUGAAUAAUUUGAUCAUGCAGACUGAAAAACUCCAUGCUGACAUGAUAAAAUUCUAUUGCUUCAGACUAGCACUUGCCCCUGUUGUGGAGGCACUGCUCAUUUUAGACAGACUGCUUUUUCUGUAUGAACAGGGUUUGGAGACAUCCUACAUUUGCAAAGCUUUUGAUGGGGCUACGUCACCCCGCUGCCAUGCUGUGAUUGCAAGUAGGCCCAGCAGAUAGUGGACACCUCUUCCUUUCAUAUACUUUGUGGUUAUUAAGACUAGGUAUUGAGUAAAACGCUCCCAAUCUACAUAAA